Messenger RNA from Microbotryum saponariae, 8825 nucleotides. The record is from the annotation of a GenBank genome assembly. NCBI's taxonomy places the organism in Eukaryota, Fungi, Basidiomycota, Microbotryomycetes, Microbotryales, Microbotryaceae.
AUGGACCGUGAUUCCGGUACCCACUUCGCUUCGAGCCCUGACGGCAAAGCUGCAGAGGCAAUCCGAGUCGCUGUCACCAGCGGCUCCACUACCGCGAGGACCGAGGCCCUCGAGCAGCUCGUACAGCUCGUCACUUCACGUGAGUACCUGCAGCAGGUACUUUCUUAGACGUCGGAAUGCGAAAAAAGCGAUUUGUUGACUCGAUGAUCCGCCCCUCAGGUCCUCUUAAUGAGGCUCAACUUCAAGACGUCGUGCGAAUCCUUCUCCUCACUCUCGCCUACACCGACGGGCGAACACGCCACCUCGCACUGCAGGCUCUCGAGCAUGUGCUUCUCCAGUCUCAUGAACAGCAGAAAUCGAGUCCAUCGGCUACCGCCCAUGGCCCACCACUUGUAGCCGGUCUCCUACGCUGGCUCGAAACCGAGGCCAAACGCGCUGAGAAAGGGGGUGCCGCUUCGUCUCGCUUUGUACCUCUUACAUGGGCCUGCAUCGUGUAUUCGACCUGGCCCGUUGGAGGGCAACGAGCCCAAAACGGCGAAUGGUCCAAUCUCGUUAAUUCGCUCGCCGCCUUGGUCUACUGUUUCCUCGACGGUCGCCAUGACGUCAAGCCUUCGCUGCGCAAAGCCGUGCUCACCGUGGCUCGCCGCGCCGUGCGGUCGGCGCCCAACGUUGUGCCCAGUCUGGUGCAGCUGCUCACCUCAGCCACAAGCAGUGCGACCGCUUUACGGAAUGCUCCGCUCCUGGGGCUCACCAUGGAUGUGGUGCUGCGGUUGAAGCCCAAGAAGGGUGUCGACACGUCCGCAAUCAUGAAACAGGUGCGGCCGGCCGUUCAAACCUUCUGGGCCCAACACGUUCUCGGGGCCAAGUCGCUUCCGCCAAAGCACGUUAUGCAUGCCUUUGACGAUUUCCUCGCCGCGACAGCCGGAGAUGAUGCUGCAGAACCGUCGUGGCUCGCCACGCUGGAAACAUCACUGUCGCAAAACCCGGAGGUCGGCAUCGCAUCCGUGGAAGCGUUGCUCUCGAAUCUACCCGAGUCGGUACUUUCAGCGACACAUUUCCGCGGACGGUGUAUCCCUCUGGUCUUGGCCUCGACCAAGUCGGCCGCGGUGGCAACUCGAGAAGCCGCGACGCAUGUAGGGUGCAAGCUCGUAGCGGGAAUCGAAUCGGCCUCCGCCGACGACGUCGGAAAGCUCCGCAAGUUCGUGCUCGACUCGACCUGUCAACUAUUGAAAUCGGGCAAGACGGCGUCUCCCGACCAUCGCGCGGCUCUGUACAUCAUCCUGUCGUCAGUCCCACCGUCCGAGGUGACCUCGGUCGAAAUACAAACGACCGCCCUCGCGGCGUUGUCCAAGGAGUCGAAUGAGCCCGUUGUGAGGGCCUUACUCCAGGCCGUCUCAAUCCAUGUGCCCUAUCUAUUGGCUCAAAACGUCGCGAUCGGCGCGUCACAGACCGGCUCCCUUGUCAAGGCGAUGCAAGAGACGAAAGCGACGACCCGCCGUGCAGCCCAUGCUGCCGUCGGGGAUGUAUUCUGGGCUCUAUCUCAAUCCCCGACCGAAAGAACAGAUGCGGCAGUCGCUUUCGCGACAGGGGUGCUUCCGGGAAUAGAGUCGGCCCUCAAAUUGCUGGGAUCGAAUCCUGUCAACGCUCCCUCAGGUCCGCUGGAAGGGUAUGUCGCCAUUGCUGUGUUGAAGAUGCGGCUGCGGCUAUGGGACAUCAAAAAGAUUGGUAAGGACGAAAGCCUUUUCCGCUUGGCUCUGUAGAUGUGUGCUAUGUUGACUGAUGUUGCGAUGCGCCACUCCACGCAGAGGACAUGCUCAAGGCCAACAUCACCAUGAAAGGCUUGCUCGUGGGUGGGGCGAAGCCGUCGUUUCUGCUCUGGGACAAGGUAUACCGCAAAGCCACCACGGCCGAAGAGGAGCUUUGGCUCCUUCGGGCUAUCGAAUCUGUCAUUAUUGCAGACGCCGCGACCGUGGAAAAGGAUGAUGCAUUGCAGUCUUCUCUCUUCCAAGUAAUUGCCCACCUCAUUCUGCACAGCAGUCACUUCGAAACGCGGACAGCCGCGACACGAACUCUGGCUUCCCUGCAGCGCACCUACUCGAAUUUGGUCCACUCGAUCGUUGGCAGAGGUUUGCUCGAUUGGAUCACUCAGGUGAGUAUCUGGACUUGCAAGCGGAGUCAAGCCGUCGCUCAUCGAGCCACCACGCUUUUCCCUGGCAGGAUCUCUCCGCAGCAAAGACCAAGCCGACAAGUGAAGACGCGCCGACGCCGGUAGACCUUGCACCUCGCUUUCGACCCAUUCUCUUGGCGUUGGCUCAAUUUGAAGACGAGGUCGAGCCCACGCAACGGGAGGAGCUAUUGACUCGACUCGUCGUUCUCGCCCACCAUCCCCGCAUCACUUCAGGGAGCUCUGCUGUUUGGGUCGACAUGCUUUUGCGCGCAGGCUUGGCUCCCGAGAGGGUUGUCGAGAACCGUGUGGAUGAACUUAUAUCGCUGGUUCUCACGAACGCUCCUGCCGAUGUCGAGGUUGGUCACCAACUUGCUCCCCCACUUGCCGUGGUGUCCCUUCUGACUUCCCGUUUGAUACAUCAUUCGCAGGCUAAAACCCUUCCCGAAGCAGCGUACGCGGCAGCUUCGUCACUCGCGUUGAUCAACCCCACCACCAUCAUACCCCGCUUGUUUAAGCAGUUGGGUGAGGAUCUCGAUCCGAAACAACUCGACUUCAUUGGCACCACGGAGUUUGGGAUCUGGUCGACAUCUGAAGGCACGACCUUUGUGGAUGGUGAGUGAUUGGGUGGGGCGGCGGGUCGUGUUGCCGAUAACUGAAUUACUCUCACUCUGCGCGCUCGCAACAGUGCUUGCGGCGGCAAAGGCGAACGAAAAGGGCACAGCAGCCAUCAAAAAGUCCAAGGAUCGCGAGAUUGAACUCUGGGAGGCUGAGUUGCGCGAGGCACUGGCCCGCAAGAAACCACAGGUCUCUACACUAUCCAAGGCCGAUCAAAGGAUCUUCGAGCAGCAACUUGUUGUAGAGGCCGACACUCGAAGAAAAAUGCGCUCCGCGUUGGGUCGAGUGCGUCGAGGAUUCAAGCUUUCAAUCUGCCUCGUGCAGUCGCAUGCAGAAUUGGUCAACGAGUAUCUCGCAUCCAUCAUCAGCGAAGUCCUGUCCGUCAUUGCAUCCCCCGCGGCUAGCCUCGUCGCCGAAGAUGCAUUCGACACAUACCUUCUACUUGGUCGCGUCUGUUCGCCUCGGCUCGGCUCCUUUGAAGGAGCGCUAGGUGUCGCUGUGCUGCGGAGCUUGGACGCGCCUGUCGUACCCGAAAGCUUCCGCGCUGAGCCCUUGUCUGCGCUGGUGACGCGAGUACUGUACCGCAUUCGCUUCCUCGCCGAAGAAACACCGUUCGACUCCGCAACCUUUGCUUACGCCGCGCCCCUCGUCAACAGCGCAACACGCGCCGUCGAUCUCAAAUCAGCGUCGCUCGAGUCCGUGCUCGAGCAAAUGACGCUUGCUUUGGACUUCCUAGCUUACCAUGCUCGUGCUUGCGCCGGGACGGCUUUCCCCCGUCUUGCCGUCAUCAACGAUAUCCUUUCCGUGUUGUCGUCCUUCCCUGCAUUGGCCCGCGCAGCGACCACCACCUUGGUCGACGUUUGCGAGGCCAUCAGGGACAAUGCGAGUGCCUUAGAGAUCGAGACCGUCCUGGCCGCGCUCAGGUCCGAGGAGACUUCGCUCAGAUUCGCGUGUUUGCAGGCGGUUCAACCGCUCGACUUGACCGACCUGGUCUUUCCGGCCAACCUUUGGGUCGCAUGCCACGACUCAGACCACCGAAAUCGGGAAUUAGCGGUCACGGCGUGGGACGACAACGCACUGGACGUCCCGGAAUCGUUUCUGGAGAUCCUCCUUCCUCUCUUAAGUCAUCACGCCGCAACGAUCCGAACUUCGGCCGCCGAGGCCGUCGUCGCUGCUCUUGCCACCCACCCUACUCAGUUAGACGAGACAAUCGCACAGCUGGCAGCAGAGUACCGAGACAAGGCGAAAGAGAUCGUACCGCAGUACGAUCAGUUCGGCAUGAUCAUCGAGGAGUCGCUGACAGCCGAAGACCCGUGGAAAACGCGCGAGGCGUUGGGCACGACCUUACGCUUGGCCGCGCCUUUGUUCGAACCGAGACACGUUCAGAGCUUCUUCGACCUUCUCAUUGACGAUAGCGCCCUCGGCGAUCGCAAACAAGCCGUCCGAUCAGAAAUGCUUGAGGCUGCGAUGUCAGUCAUCGACUUCCAUGGCGCGGAAAACCUCCAAGCGUUGAUCAACCGCUUCGAAGAGUUUUUGCGGCGCCCGAGCACGGGGGACGAAACGCAGGACUACACCUUCGAGUCGCUUGUCAUCCUGUUGGGCCGACUAGCGCGCCAUCUUGACCCUGCGGAUACACGCGUCAAGACCGUCGUUGCUCGACUUGUGGACGCUUUGAAGACACCUUCCGAGGUCGUUCAAGCCGCAGUGUGUGACUGCUUGUCUCCCUUGGCUCGAGUCGUCUCGGAUGAAGUUCCUGCACUCGUUGAUCAGUUGAUGGACGAACUUUUCCACGCGGAAAAGUACGCCGAGCGACGUGGUGCAGCCUUUGGGUUAGCCGGAUUCGUUCGAGGGCGAGGUAUCUCCACGCUGAGGGAGUUCAGCAUUCUGGGCCAACUGCGAGAUAAUGCGGAGGACAAGAAGUCGAUGCCAGCGCGACAAGGUGCCGUCUUCGCCUACGAGAUCUUGUCCACCGUCUUGGGCCGGCUGUUUGAACCUUACGUGACCGACAUCUUGCCAACGCUCCUUGCUUCCUUCGGUGAUACCUCUAGGGAGGUGCGGGACGCGACUCAAGAUGCGGCGAAAGCGAUUAUGAGUCAACUCAGUGGCCACGCCGUCAAGUUGAUGUUGCCGACUCUGCUCGAAGGGCUGGAUGAGAAGCAGUGGAGAGCCAAGAAGGGCGCGAUCGAUAUGAUUGGCAACAUGGCAUUCCUGGCCCCUCGUCAGCUGUCGCUCUCGUUGCCAACAAUCUUGCCCCGCCUUACGGAGGUCCUGAUGGACACGCACAAGCAAGUGCGCGAGGCGGCCAACUCGAGUUUGAUGCGUUUCGGCGAGGUAAAUACUUCCUCAGUGGGGUCUGGGUUAAUCGUACCGGUGGUAUCAUGUGGACGCUGACUUUUUUCUGUUUGCGCAGGUCGUUACCAACCCCGAAAUCCAAGUCAUGACAAGCACUCUGCUGGAUGCUCUCGUUGAUCCAGCCAAAAAGACAGCAAAGGCACUGGAUGCGCUUUUGUCUACGACUUUCGCUCAUUUCAUCGAUUCCUCGUCUCUUUCCUUGGUGCGUACAGACACGUCACCAAUCGCUACAUUGCAAGACUGACCUGCCUUUCACCUGGAUAGGUCGUGCCAAUUCUCGAGCGUGGAUUGCGCGAGCGAAGUGCCGACAUCAAGCGCAAGGCUUCGGCCAUCGUUGGCAACAUGGCCACAAUCACUGAGUCCCAAGAUCUUAUUCCUCACUUGCAGCAACUCGUCCCCCUACUGCGAGGCGUGUUGAUCGAUCCUGUCCCCGAAGCUCGCUCCACGGCGGCCAAAUCGAUGGGUGCACUCGUCGAACGACUAGGCGAGAACAACUUCCCCGACCUCGUCGAGAGCCUCAUGGCUGUCCUCAAAUCACCUUCGAGUGGUGUCGAUCAACAAGGUGCGGCGCAAGGGCUCGCAGAAGUCUUGCAAGCGUGCGGUAUCGACCGUCUCGAAGGAGUGCUGCCGACAAUCUUAAGCAACACGAGCAACCCGCGCGUUUACGUGCGUGAGGGUCACAUCUCGUUGCUCGUCUUCUUGCCCGCGACGUUCGGCGAGCGUUUCUCGCCUUAUCUCGGUCGUAUCAUCCAGCCCGUGCUCAACGGUCUUGCCGACGAUUCGGACUAUGUUCGCGAUGCCUCAAUGCGCGCUGGCCGUAUGAUUGUCGCCAACCAUAGCACAAAAGCGAUCGAUUUGCUGCUUCCCGAGCUCGAGAGUGGUUUAUUCGACCCCAGUUGGCGGAUUCGUCAGAGGUUAGUCGCACCGAGAUUGAUCGGUGUUCCUCUGUGAUGUGCGCGACUGACGUCUUGAACCGUUUACUUGCCUUCUUACAGUUCGGUCCAGCUUGUUGGAGAACUUCUCUUCCGAGUUUCUGGUGUCUCUGGUAAAGUGGACGGCGACGAAGAUGCCGAGGACGAUGUCGACGAGCCGAGUAUCGGGUCGGACGCCGCCCGCAAAGCUCUUCUUGAGACCCUUGGCCGCGAGAAGCGCGAUCGCGUUCUGUCUGGCCUCUAUAUUGUGCGCCAAGAUUCGGUCGGCGUGGUGCGCCAAGCGGCGUUGCAUGUUUGGAAGGCUCUGGUAUCUAAUACGCCUCGCAUGGUUCGCGAGAUCCUCUCGGUGCUCAGUAAGUCGUGCACGUCGGCAUCUCUCACGAUCUGGUCGAUCUUCUGACGUUUCUGUUGCCCCACCUACCUUGCCAGUGCAAAUCAUUGUCCGAAUUCUGGCAGCCCCAGGAGCAGAGCAGCGAGCGGUUAGUUUGUUUGGAUAUAUUUUGUUGUGGACAUGAACUGAUGGGUGAUCUUUCCUACAGACUGCUGCUACGACACUUGCCGAGACGUGCCGCAAACUGGGCGAGGCGGUUAUUGGCGAGGUUAUUGGCAUUCUUCGUAAAGCUAUGUCUUCCUCCGAUCGUCGCCAACGAGAAGGCGUCUGCUUGGCGCUUACAGAGUUGAUGGCCAAUACCAACCGAUCCUCGCUCGAAGCACACGAGAGCGCUAUCAUCGAAGCUGUGCGCAAUGCGCUCGUCGAUCCCGAGCCGAGCGUGCGUACUGCCGCGGCAAGGGCAUUCGACGUGGCCCAGCAAGUUAUUGGCACACGGUCAAUCGACGAAACGAUCCCGACGCUGCUUGACGCUCUGCAACAGCCGGGCGAGACGGCGGAUGCUGCCCUCGCCGCCCUCCAAGAGGUGAGUAAUAUUCUGAUGCAGGCGCAUAGCUGCGGCACAGUCCUCGUAAUGAGUACUAACACCAACUUCAUUGAUCCUAGGUCAUGCAAGUGCGAGCGGAGAAGAUCUUCCCUGUCCUGAUCCCUCGCCUCAUCGCGCCCCCAAUCACCGCGUUCAAUGCUCGAGCUCUCGCGGCCCUGGUUCGCGUCGCUGGUAGCGCGCUCGGUCGUCGACUUACGCAAAUUAUUGAUGCCCUUCAGCAUGCUCAAGGCGUUGAGUCCGAUAGUUCGACCGCAGGAGACUUGGACGACGCCCUGUCGGCCGUUCUUGGGUCGGUUGAGGAUCAUGACUCGGGCCUCGGAAGUCUUCUGAUGCAUAUGCUGUCACUCGCCAAAGCCGAAGCUCCGGCGAAGCGAGUCGUUGGCUGCAAUCUCUUUGCGCGCUUUUGCUCGGUCACGCAGGCCGACUUUGAUGAGUGAGUGGCCUUGACCUGAGGUCGAAGUUGCUGUAUAGAAGAGGAUGCCUGACGCCACGCUUGCUUGCACUGCCAACAGCUUUAAGGUCGAUUGGAUUCGUCAGCUCGUGUCGCUCUUGGACGAUCGGGCCCCUGAGGUAAUUGAUGCGGCUUGGGAAGCACUUGAUGCGCUUGUCAAGACAGUCGAGAAGGAUGAAAUGGAAGGCUUUGUCGUUCCAUUGCGCCGGACGAUCGAAUCGGUCGGUACGCCCGGUGUCGCCGUCGUUGGUUUCUCGAGGCCCAACGGCCUCAAACCCCUGCUGCGUCAGUUUUCCGGCUUGUAGCUGAAUCAAUAGCAAGCUAGGUGGCUGACGGGUACUGUUGGUCUGCUCAUUGUACAGCCAUUCUUCUGCAAGGCCUCUUGGCAGGGACGGGCGAGCAAAGGGAAUAUUCGGCUCACGCUCUGGGUGACCUCGUCGAGCGUACCGACCCCGCUGCUUUCAAGCCUUACACGAUUCGUGAGUUUCAGAUUCGACUUGCAGAAGCGAAAGACCGCCCUUGCCUAACGAUUUUCCGACCCCCUAAUGCCCUUCCCCGAUACACAGAGGUCGUCGGCCCGCUUAUUCGAGUGAUUGGCGACCGCUUCCCGCCGCCAGUCAAAUCGGCCAUUCUCUCUACUCUGACUGUCCUUCUCAACCGGGUUCAGCAGUUUGUGAAGCCCUUCUUCCCGCAAUUGCAGCGAACGUUCAUCAAAUCCCUCGCGGAUGCAAGCAGUCUCUCGGUCCGAAAUCGGGGCGUCACCGCUUUGGGCGUCUUGAUGCAACAUCAACCUCGUGUCGACGCAGUCGUGACCGAUCUGGUCAACUUGGCGACGACAGAGAGUGGCGAGAUCCGAGAUUCGGUCGUCAACGGUUUGGCCGCUGUCGUUUUCUCGGGUGGCAAGAAUUUGACUUCGGGACCCCAGGCGGCUUGCGUGGAUUUGGUUUCGCAAGCGUUCUCGGAGCACGGACGAGGUGAGUGUUCUCAUGAGUGUUCAAAUCUUGCUCUGAUCAAGUAUCUGACACCAGAGGCGUUAUCCCCUCCUCCAUUUAGAGCCUUACAAUCUCGCCAUCUCGCGCCUGCUCGCCGGCCUUGCGACCCACGACCCGAGCUCGAUUUCGUUCCUCGUCCAGUCCUUCCUGCUGGGAGAGCUUCCUUCGACUGCGCUUUCUUCGAUCGCGAUGCGUGAGCUGAUCGACACCGCCCCGCGAGUCUUGUAUGAAGUUGACCCCUCGGGGACGGUCGAGAAGGUGCAAAAGAACGCGGGUUCGGGCAUGGCGCCUGCGAUUGCACGACCAGCCCGGGAUACGUUGGCGUUGUUCAAGGAGCGCAGUCCGUGGUGUGAUGACGAGUCGUUGUUGGCUAGUUUGUAG